AUGAUGGACGGAGGACAUCAAGUACUUGAGUCGCCAUCGUCCGUCCAUCGGCUGAACACUGAUUGCUUGACCGAGAUAUUCUACUCUAUCGUUCGUGCUUCCGAGGGCGAUUUUGACGCCUUGGACGCAUACACGAACCUCUUGAGCCUGACGCACGUCUGUCGUGUUUGGCGUGCACUGGCACUGGACCUGCCCGAGCUUUGGGGCGACAUCGCAUUCGUGUCCAAUAAACCGGACGUGUUCAGGACUCUUCUCGAUCGCGCGCGCGAUGCCCCUCUCUACCUACCACCGAUAUUCCCAUCCGAAGAGCAGGCCAAUAUUCUCUUCGGAAGUCCGGAGCGCUUCAGAGUCUUAGAGCGUGCAUACCACUUACAAUGGGAUCCGGCGGUGCUGGCCGGGAAAUACCUGCCGUGUCUGGAGUCGGCUCGACUCAUGGUUUGGUCUCAACAUGAGCGCUAUCAUCCUGAGCUCGCACCCAUGAUCCUGCCCCGUAUUCAAAAGCUCGUACUCAGGAGCUUUUGUAUCCCAUUCGAGGCACCAAACCUGCGCAGUCUCCGCAUCACUCUACGUGGUCAACCGAUCAACCCUGAGGAUCUUGUCUCCAUGCUCAACAGCCUGCCCAGGCUGAACACUCUUCGACUGGGUGGCUGCCUACCUCCCUCAUUCGUACAUAACGGACGCCGCAUAGGCCCAAUCUACCUCCCCAGCCUCACUAUGUUUAGAUUGAGAGACGGUUGUGCAGCCCUUACCGCCUUCUUAGAACAGUUACACCCUGGAAACCCCGACUGUGGUGCUCAUCUCACUGCUCGAAGAUGGGCGGACACAUCUCAUGCCGAAUUGGGCGGGUUAUUCCAGGCGAUGCGACGGUACCUGAAGACACCAUCACGCGACGAGAUGUACAUGCACCUCGACCCUAACAAAGAGCCUUAUAUCGCUGCCAUGCGUCGAGUAGACUCUACGAACACCGCCGCUCUGACGGUGACAGACGAGGGUGUGGGUGUCGACGCGAUCAAUCCGGCACUGGAGCGUGCUGCUAGCUUCUCCUUGGACGACAGGCACGUAGACUUGAUAUCCAUUUACGCUUCCUUCCUCGAUCAGCUCUCCCCCUCGCAAGUCCGCUACCUGAGAACGCAUCGCAGCUGGCAGGCCGUGGAAACGGGGUUUCCCUCGUCCCAGAUAGCGGAGCUUUUCGGCAAGCCACAGUUCACGAACUCUCUUCAGGUUGUAGAGCACGGCAUUGCUUUCUCGGAUCGAGAUGGACAGUUCAGUGAAGCUCGUAUGUCGUCACUGUUCCCCAGCGUGCCCACGCUUUGGCCUCAACUACGGAAGAUGACGCUGAGCGGGGACGCAUGCUUAUACGUCUUGCAUACCUCACAAGGCGCGGAUGCGUUGUUGUCUUGGCUCAAAGCGCGCGAAGGAGCCGGGUUGCACUUGCCAGUCCUCCACUUGAGGGCACAGGCGUAUACCGGGGGACAGUUUGGGACAGAGUCUGCGGCUCAGUUGAGCGCUUGGUCAGAGAUCAGGGCUCUCGUAAGCGUCGUCGACGAGAGGAAGGGCGGGGAGGAGAAGCAGGAGGAGUGCGCAGCUUAG
Molecule: messenger RNA, 1590 nt
Organism: Peniophora sp. CBMAI 1063
Lineage: Eukaryota; Fungi; Basidiomycota; Agaricomycetes; Russulales; Peniophoraceae
Source: the annotation of a GenBank genome assembly